Molecule: messenger RNA, 2810 nt
Organism: Leopardus geoffroyi (Geoffroy's cat)
Lineage: Eukaryota; Metazoa; Chordata; Mammalia; Carnivora; Felidae
Gene: LHCGR
Product: luteinizing hormone/choriogonadotropin receptor
Exons: 11
Coding region: 41-2143 (700 amino acids)
Biological process (GO): phospholipase C-activating G protein-coupled receptor signaling pathway; ovarian follicle development; ovulation cycle process
Cellular component (GO): membrane
Molecular function (GO): luteinizing hormone receptor activity
Source: RefSeq, a predicted model, not a curated record
CCGCCCAGCCUCAACAGCCCGCGCUCAGGCUCCGCCAGCCAUGGGGCGGCGGUUCCACGCGCUGCGGCCGCUGCUGGCGCCGCUGUUGCUGCCGCUGCUGCUGCCGCCGCGGGCGCUUCCCCGGGCGCACUGCCCCGAGCCCUGCAGCUGCCCGCCAGACGGCGCCCUGCGCUGCCCCGGCCCACGGGCCGGCCUCACCCUACUAUCACUCACCUAUCUCCCUAUCAAACUAAUCCCAUCUCAAGCUUUCAGAGGACUUAAUGAGGUGGUAAAAAUUGAAAUCUCUCAGAGUGAUUCUCUGGAAAAGAUAGAAGCUAAUGCCUUUGACAACCUCCUCAAUUUGUCUGAAAUACUGAUCCAGAACACCAAAAACCUGGUGUACAUCGAGCCUGGAGCAUUUAGAAAUCUGCCCCGGUUAAAAUACCUGAGCAUCUGUAACACAGGCAUCCAAGAGCUUCCAGAUGUUACGAAGAUCUUCUCCUCCGAAUUUAAUUUCAUUCUGGAAAUUUGUGAUAACUUACACAUAACCACCAUACCAGGAAAUGCUUUUCAAGGGAUGAAUAACGAAUCCAUAACACUCAAACUAUAUGGAAAUGGGUUUGAAGAAAUACAAAGUCAUGCCUUCAACGGGACAACGCUGAUUUCCCUGGAGCUCAAGGAAAACACACACCUGGAGAAGAUGCACAAUGGAGCCUUCUGGGGAGCCACGGGGCCUAGCAUCUUGGAUAUUUCAUCCACCAAAUUGCAAGCCCUGCCUAGCUAUGGGCUGGAGUCCAUCCAUACACUCAUUGCCACAUCAUCCUAUUCUCUAAAAAAACUGCCAUCAAGGGAAAAAUUCACCAACCUCCUGGAUGCCACACUGACUUACCCCAGCCACUGCUGUGCUUUUAGAAACUUGCCAACAAAAGAGCAGAAUUUUUCAUUUUCCAUUUUUGAAAACUUUUCCAAACAAUGUGAAAGCACAGCAAGGAGACCAAAUAAUGAAACACUUUAUUCUGCCAUCUUUGCUGAGAGUGAACUGAGUGCCUGGGAUUAUGACUAUGGUUUCUGCUCACCCAAGACACUCCGAUGUGCUCCCGAACCAGAUGCUUUUAAUCCCUGUGAAGAUAUUAUGGGCUAUGACUUCCUUAGGGUUCUGAUUUGGCUUAUUAAUAUCCUAGCCAUCAUGGGAAAUGUGACUGUCCUCUUUGUUCUCCUGACUAGUCGUUAUAAACUGACAGUGCCCCGUUUUCUCAUGUGCAAUCUCGCCUUUGCAGACUUUUGCAUGGGGCUCUAUCUGCUGCUCAUUGCCUCAGUUGAUUCCCAAACCAAAGGACAAUAUUAUAACCAUGCCAUAGAUUGGCAGACAGGGAAUGGGUGUAGAGCAGCUGGCUUUUUCACUGUAUUUUCAAGUGAGCUUUCUGUCUACACACUCACAGUUAUCACACUAGAAAGAUGGCACACUAUAACCUAUGCUAUUCAGCUGGACCAAAAGCUGCGUUUAAGACAUGCCAUUCCUAUUAUGCUUGCAGGAUGGCUCUUUUCUACUCUAGUUGCCAUGUUGCCCCUUGUGGGUGUCAGCAAUUAUAUGAAGGUCAGCAUUUGCCUUCCCAUGGAUGUGGAAACCACUCUCUCACAAGUCUACAUAUUAACCAUCCUGAUACUCAAUGUGGUGGCCUUCAUCAUCAUUUGUGCUUGCUACAUUAAAAUUUAUUUUGCAGUUCAAAAUCCAGAGCUGAUGGCUACCAACAAAGAUAAAAAAAUUGCUAAGAAAAUGGCGGUCCUCAUCUUCACUGAUUUCACCUGCAUGGCACCUAUCUCUUUUUUUGCCAUCUCAGCUGCCUUCAAAGUGCCCCUUAUCACAGUAACCAAUUCUAAAGUUUUACUGGUUCUUUUUUAUCCUGUCAAUUCUUGCGCCAAUCCAUUUCUGUAUGCGAUUUUCACAAAGGCAUUCCAAAGGGAUUUCUUUCUGUUGCUGAGCAAAUUUGGCUGCUGUAAACAUCGGGCUGAACUUUAUAGAAGGAAGGAUUUUUUGGCUUAUACCUCUAACUGCAAAAAUGGCUUCACUGGAUCAAAUAAGCCUUCUCAGUCCACCCUGAAGUUGUCUACAUUGCACUGUCAAUAUACAGCUAUCCCAGAAAAGACUUGCUAUAAAGAAUGUUAACUGUUUUAUCAGUAACCACAUUAUUGAGUAGUACUUAAACAUGUAAAAAAUAAUCUGUACCAGUAAUUUUAACAUAAACAGUUGGUGUUAGGAAACUAUUUAUUCUCAAGCACAUUGAGCAAAAACAAGAUAUCUACCUAGCUCAAAGUGUUGUCCGUGACCAUUGCCAAUCUAAAAACUACUUGUCAUUGGUACAUGAUGACACAAAAUACAAAAACUGAAAGUGUGUAGAAACAUUUCUAGCAAUUUUGACAGAGUAAUUUAAUGUCUGUUGAAUCUAGUGCUUUUGAAUGAGGUGGUAUUUUACAUAUCUUUGCUUCUUUCUCAUUUCACCUUUGUAGUAAUUUUUACUGCAAUUUAUUAGUCCAUUACAGAUUUGAAAUUUAAAAUAACUGGUUCUUUCCCUCAGAUAGUUUGAAAAACACACUGCAGAGAUGCACUGUCCAAUCUGGUAGCCACUAGCCAUAUGCAGCUAAAUUAAAGUUAAAAUGUAAUUUCUCCCAUAGAACUUCUAGAAGAAACUAUAGGCUGUAAUUUCUUUGACAUCGGCCUUAGCAAUACUUUUCUAGAUAGUAUCCUCGGGCAAGGAGAGCAAAAGUAAAAAUAUAUGCAAAUGAUAUAUCUGAUAAGGCAUCAAUAUCCAAAUAUAUAUAUAUAAAGAAGUCAA